Molecule: messenger RNA, 3523 nt
Organism: Eremomyces bilateralis CBS 781.70
Lineage: Eukaryota; Fungi; Ascomycota; Dothideomycetes; Eremomycetales; Eremomycetaceae
Product: ARM repeat-containing protein
Exons: 7
Coding region: 464-3397 (977 amino acids)
Biological process (GO): protein import into nucleus
Cellular component (GO): nuclear membrane; cytoplasm
Molecular function (GO): small GTPase binding
Source: RefSeq, a predicted model, not a curated record
UGACGAUGGUGGUUGUUCAUGAUGAAGUCCACGACAAGCAAUCUAAAACACAGAUAGCUCAGAAAGGGAGUAUUGAGAUAAUAAUGGAAUGCAAACCUUGUGCUGUAACCUUUUAAAAUUGCCAUUAUCUCAAGAUUUACUCUAAAUCAUGAACAAGGCCACACGCAAUUGAUGGUGCCAAGCCCCACUCUCUUUGUGUGCUGUUGUCACAGCACCACCUCAAGCUCCGCUCUACACAGCCGCGAUCUGAUAUUUCGGUCUUUACCAUCUAUUCCUUUCCGAUCACCUCCAAACCAACUAAUCCAUCUUCCUGUUCCUCUUGCAUCCCUGUAGAGGCAUUUACCGACCGACGUCAACUCCCCUCAUUCUCUAAUGCCCCGAGCCCCGCAUACGACCUGACGUCCCGCAUAAUCCUUUCACGUCAUCCAGAUUUCCCGCCCUAUUUGCGCCGUGCUAUCUCAAUAUGGCCCUCGCGGCACCCGAAGACCUCGUGCCUAUCCUGUCGGCCGUUGACACCCUUCAGACCAAUGCCGACAGGGCGGAGAAAGGCCAGGCUCACGAAUUUCUCGACCAGUUCCAGAAAACGCAAGAUGCAUGGAACACGGCUUUCUCUAUCCUGCAAAAUGCCGAUAUCUCGGUCCAAGCGAAGAUGUUCGCAGCGGUCACGUUGAAGGGAAAGAUUGUCUACGAUAUACAUCAGAUUCCCCGCGACACCCUUCCGUCACUCCGCGACUCGUUGUUACAAGCUCUUGUCGGCUACCGGGCUGGACCGAAGCCUAUUCGAACGCUGCUAUGCGUCUGUUUAGCGAACCUCGCUAUCCAGAUGACGGAAUGGAAGGACGUUCUGCCGUUGGUGAUUAACAGCCUAGGAAAGGACCAGGAAAGCAUACCAUGUGUUCUGGAGUUCCUCCAUGUGCUUCCGGAAGAAGUUACGGAAGGCCGCAAAGUCAACCUCUCAGAAGAAGAAUUGGACCAGCGGACCAAGGAGCUCCUGGAAAACAAUGCGUCCCACGUCCUUGAAUUGCUCUCCAGCUAUGCGCAAUCCUCCAAAUCCGCCGCCAGAAAUCCACAGCUUAUGGAAUGCAUUACAUCUUGGUCCAUGGAAGUCCCGAUUCUCGAUAUUGCCAACUCCCCUCUUCUCGAGACCGUGUUCGCAUCGCUGGAGGACGAGGAAAACAGCGAAGCAUUUGACCAAGCCGUCGAGUGUAUUUGCUCCAUAUUCAGGGAAACGAAGGAUGUGGAUGCGAGCCUAGAUGUCAUCAACAUCCUGUUUCCCCGCACGGUCAAACUAAAACCGAAAAUCAAACUCGCAGCCGAUCAAGAGGACGGAGAGCUUAUGAAAGGCAUUACUCGAGUAUUUGCAGAAGCAGGGGAAAAUUGGGUCGUGCUCAUUGCACGUCAUCCAAAGGAGUUCCGAGAACUGGUUGAAUGCAUUCUUGAAUGCGCCGUCCGCGACCGCGAAAAGGACGCGAUCAAUUCUACUUUCAUCUUCUGGUACGAGCUAAAACAACUCCUAACCAUGGAGAAGUACGACGAGGCUCGCAGAGGGUAUUCCGAUAUCUAUUCGAACCUAGUCGAUAUCAUGAUCAGUCAUCUCCAGUACCCUGCUGGGGAAGGCACCUCGAACGAUGAUCUGUUCGACGGCGACCGGGAAGCAGAAGACAAGUUCCGAGAAUUCAGACAUCAAAUGGGCGACGUCCUGAAAGAUUGCUGCUCGGUCAUCGGGGCCACGGAGUGUCUGCAAAAGUCUUUCAUCCUGAUCCAACAGUGGAUUUCCACCUACGGCUCGAAAACUACAGCGACGGAGGUACCGCAUUGGCAAGAGUUGGAGGCGCCAUUGUUCAGUUUCCGUGCGAUGGGCCGAAUGGUAUCUCCCGAAGAGAAUGAGGUGCUCCCACAUUUGAUGCCGCUCCUGGUACAAAUUCCGGAUCACGAAAAGGUCCGCUUCCAAGCAGUCAUGUCCCUGGGCCGUUAUACGGAAUGGACUGCGCAGCACCCCGAAACCCUAGAGCCGCAAUUGAACUAUAUCAUGGCAGCGUUUGAGAACAAGUCAGUGGAGGUUUGCCGCGCAGCAGCUCUCUCGUUCAAGUUCUUUUGCUCCGAUUGUGCGGACUUAUUGAAGCCCUUUGUCCCUCAACUACAGCCUUUCUACCAGAAUGCCCUCCCUCGUUUAAGCGACAGCGCGCAGGAAGAAGUCACCGAAGGUGUCGCGGCGAUCAUCGGAAGGCUGCCACCCACCGAGAUUUAUGAGGCGAUGAAACUCUACUGUGACCCUCUCAUGAAGACUUAUAUGGAGCUAGCGCAAACCGCAAGCACCGAUAAGGAAAAAACGCACCUUGCAGACAAACUAGCGCUGAUAUGCAUCUUCGUCGAGAUUGUCCACCCCUAUAUUGAACCCGGCCAACCCCAUCCGGCAGUUCGCUAUUGCCAGGAGAUAUUCCCGAUCCUCGCUGCUAUUGCGGACAACUUCGUCGAAUGUUCCCCCAUCGUCGAGCGAAUAUGCCGGUGUUGGAGAUCGAUGGUCCUCUCCUACCGAACGGCAAUGGCACCGCUUCUUCCAGAUCUUGCAAACAAGCUAUCCUCGGCCUUCGCUUCAAGUAAGCAAAGUGGGCUGCUCUGGGCCACCGAUGCUAUCGUUCGAGAGUUUAGCGAUGGACAAGACGACGUGGACGAGGCCACGCUCAACGCCAUCUUCCAAUUCUACGAAGCGCAAGCCAAGACCUUCCUACAAACUUUGAGCGAUCUGAGUCGGGAGCAAAUGGGUGAUGUCAUCGAGGACUUCUUCCGCCUCACGAGCGACGUCUUACUCUACCACACCUACCGUGUCCUCCCCUCUCCCCUCAUGCCCACCAUCAUCGCCGCCGCCUCUGACGCCCUCAACCUUCUCAAAAUGGAACCCAUCAUGGCCGUCCUCCACUGCCUCCGCGAUUUCCUCGCCUACGGCCGCGCCGAGCCCCCCACCUCGACCCUCUCCUUCGGCCACGACUCGUACGAGCACCGUGUCAAUCCCCCCGAAGUGCGCCAGAAAGUCGCCGACAUCCUCACGAACCUGGGCGAGGGCCUCACGCAGCGCGUGCUCAUUGGGAUGAUGUUCUCGUUCCCCAGCGACUGCAUCCCCGACGCGUCUGGCGUGCUGCUGGGCUUGUUCCAGGUCGUCCCCGCGCCCGCGAGCCAGUGGGUGGCCAAGACGUUGCAGCUGCUCCCCGCGGGCAGCGUUCGUGAGGCGGAGGCGACGAAGCUGAUGAAGGGCAUCGAGGAGAAGUUGGCGGGCGGCGACGGGGAUGUGAGGAGGAUCCGGGCGCUGCUGCAGGACUUCACGAACUCGUAUCGCAGAAGAAACGUGGCGCCGAGGGAGGGUUUGGGGAGUCUGGAGGGGAAGAGGUUUAAGUUCGGGUGAGCGGGAUAGAAUGGGUGAUGCGAGACGGGCUGUGAGAAGCUGCAUAGACGGACAUGUACGUCGAGAACUUCUUAUGGAUAGUCGUUGUCUUGACGCAUUAUGGCAAACGAGAUGUAGAAUAAGAGG